Messenger RNA from Amphiprion ocellaris (clown anemonefish), 5563 nucleotides. RefSeq lists its product as uncharacterized. Gene Ontology annotation, cellular component: external side of plasma membrane. NCBI's taxonomy places the organism in Eukaryota, Metazoa, Chordata, Actinopteri, Pomacentridae. Bases 839 to 3193 code for a protein of 784 amino acids. Gene Ontology annotation, biological process: cellular response to lipopolysaccharide; cell surface receptor signaling pathway; immune response. The record is from RefSeq and is a predicted model, not a curated record. The transcript has 8 exons.
UGUAAAGUUUCCUACCUUCUGAACACCUUGAUAGCAGGAAGAACUUCAGUCUUUACCCUCCAGAUCUGCUCUGCAACAUGAAAAUAUGCAGAAAUAUGAUCAAGAUGAAGGUUUCUGUGUUUCUACUGAUGUUUCUGUGGAUUCUGACUGUUUCCAGAGGAGAUACUGAUGUGUCCUGUGUUUUCAUGGAGAGAUGCAUCUUACCGUGCAGCUUCCAGGUCGCUGAUCAGAUCAACAUCAGCUGGAUUAAUAUGAAAGGACUUACUGUCCACUCGUGCUCCGGCAACCAAGACCAGUUUGGAUAUCAGCACCAGAUCUACAGAAACAGGGCGUCACUGUUCAAGGACCAGCUCUCCAGAGGAAACGCCUCACUGCAGCUGACAGGAGUGAAGGUUCAGGAUGAAGGAAGAUACAGGUGUUUCAUCAAGACCAUCAAUGGAGAGAAAGCUUCAUUUAUCAACCUGCAGUCCAUGACAUCAACAUCCAGCAGGUAGAAAACAGGAUCACCUGCAGCUCAGAGGGGAUCUACCCUCAACCUGAGCUCACCUGGUCCACCACACCUCCAUCCAACAUCAACCUCCUCUACUCAACCACAGUCCAGCAGAAUGAACAGCAGCUUUACAGCAUCAGUAGUUCUCUGAUCCUCUCACCCAAUGAUACUGAUCUGCUCUACAGCUGCACCAUCAGCACUCCAACAAACAGGAGGAGAGCUGCUUGGAGGAAACUCAGUGAUGAAGACUCAAGUCAUCGAUUAGGACAGCUGUAAAGUUUCCUACCUUCUGAACACCUUGAUAGCAGGAAGAACUUCAGUCUUUACCCUCCAGAUCUGCUCUGCAACAUGAAAAUAUGCAGAAAUAUGAUCAAGAUGAAGGAUUCUGUGUUUCUGGUGAUGUUUCUCUGGAUUCUAACUGUUUCCAGAGGAGAUACUAAGGUGUCCUGUGUUUUCAUGGAGAGAUGCAUCUUACCGUGCAGCUUCCAGGUCGCUGAUCAGAUCAACAUCAGGUGGCAUUCCAUAACAAGAGACUUUAAUGUCCACUCAUUCUACUACAACCAAGACCAGCUUAGAAGUCAGCACCAGAUCUACAGAGACAGGACGUCACUGUUCAAGGACCAGAUCUCCACAGGAAACGCCUCACUGCAGCUGACAGGAGUGACGGUUCAGGAUGAAGGCAUAUAUCAGUGUUACAUCAGCACUGUCAAUGCACCCCAAAUCUCACUGACCAACCUAACAGUUUACGCUCCAGUCCAAGACGUCAACAUCCAGCAGGUAGAAAACAGGAUCACCUGCAGCUCAGAGGGGAUCUACCCUCAACCUGAGCUCACCUGGUCCACCACACCUCCAUCCAACAUCAACCUCCUCUACUCAACCACAGUCCAGCAGAAUGAACAGCAGCUUUACAGCAUCAGUAGUUCUCUGAUCCUCUCACCCAAUGAUACUGAUCUGCUCUACAGCUGCACCAUCAGCACUCCAACAAACAGGAGGAGAGCUGCUUGGAGGAAACUCAGUGAUGAAGACUCAAGUCAUCGAUUAGCGAGUUCAGUCAGUGUUGGCGGAAUCAUGAUCACAGUGGUUGGACCUAUUUUGGUUGCAGCAGCAGCAGUUGGUCUGUGUCUCUACCUUACAACCAAGAAAGGUCAACAAGAAAACAACACAAGAAGAUUUCAAAAAUAUUUGUCUUGUUUGCCUUUGGGCAGCAGACAGGCAGAAAACAGAUCGUUGCCUUCAAGAAUGAAAAGCAGUGCGUCAGGUCUUGUUGUAUGGAAUGAAUAUGAUUAUGACCUGAACCUUGGUGACUGCCUUUCUGGAGAGUCACGGUCAAUACACCUGAGUCUUUCUGAUUGUCAGCAUGAGCUUUUGUCCAUGCAGACUGUUGAUCUGGUGGAAAUGGAGAAAUCAAAUGAAACUGUGAACUAUCCAGUCACCAGCAUCCUUCCAACCCAUCAGCUCCACUUCUCCUCCUCAGGUCCUGGUGGGAGUCCAAGAGGCUCCAGCAUUGUUCCUGGUUCUGUCAGCAUGCCUUCACUGAGUCACAUCACCUCUGCAGGAAACAACAAGCCAACACGAGCAGCAAGUUUACCUGACAUGAAGCUGCAGAGCAGCUUUGAGGAGUUCACCCCUGAUCUGAGUGAAGACGAUGAAGGCUACAGGUUCCAGUGCUCCUGUCCAGGCCUGUACCAGUGCAGCGUGACCGGCCUGGUGUUUGACAUGGAGGGAGAAGGAGACGUGGCUUACAGGACGGUCCCUUGGAACAGGAGGCUCCUGGUCCAACAUCACAAGAGGCCUGCAGGACCUCUGUUUGACAUCAAGUGUCAGCAGCAGUCUGUGCAUCAGCUUCACCUCCCACACUGCCAGAUCCUCCCCACAGCUGGAUUCCUGGCAGUUGCUCAUGUGAAAGAUGACGGCGUGGAGUUCAUCACCCCUCAUAAGAUCACAGAAACUCACCUUGUUAUCAACAUCAUGGGCUUUUCUGGUUUCGGUAUUGUGAAGGACGAAGACUCUCCCCCUGACCCAGUCCGAGCAUUGGUUCUGCUGUUCUACAGGCCACCAGAUGAUCCAGACGUCACAUCUGUCCUCAAUGUCUUGAUGCUGCCUAAAAACGUUUCCCUGCGGGACGUGCAGCGCACCAGGAGGAAGUUAGUUGGAGAUGAGAGGUACAUCGAGACGUCCCCACACUGUAAACUGCUCCCAGAUCAGGUCUACACUCUGUCCACUGCACCUGAAGAUGACUCAGUUCUAGUUCAGCCAACAGAAGCUGAAUUUGAGGAGGACUCCUACGACAACUACUUCCCAAUGUUCCAGGUGUUUAUGGAAACAAAGAUGAAACAUAUGAAGCUGUUUCUGAGAGACAGCAGCUCCCAAAGUGUCUGGGAAAGACAAGUCUGUCUUUCCUCUGCUGGACAAAUAAAGUCCAGUGGAUCAAACCCUCCAAAUCAGAAGCUGCUGGACGUACGGAGCUGCUUCAUCGACGGCACAUCAGGACCGGUUCUCAAUAGUCUUCUGGACAAGCUGCUGGAGAAAAAGGUGUUGACCGACUCUGAGAGGGAGUCAGCAGACGAGGUGAAAAACAGGAGAGACAAAGCUCGUUUUGUUAUCGACACGGUGAGGAAGAAAGGCGACGCUGCCAGUUCAGAGAUGAUGGAGUUUUUCUGUGAGCUUGAUCCCUUCCUCUGUGAACAUCUGGACUUGAUGUGAACCAAAAUGAAUAGAUGAACCAACAGUUUAAUGUGCAGAGGAUCCGGAACACAUCAUCUGCCUAGCUGUACAAAACUUUAUCAUCAGCAUAAAAAUGUACAUUACGACUAGAUUCAGAUGAGACAAUAUCAUCUGCCUAAAGAGUGAACAGCACAGGCCCCAGGAUUGAGCCUUGUGGGACACCUUUUGCAGUUUUUACAAAUUCUGACUGAUGAAGGUUUUAAUAUCUCCAGAAAUAUAACUCCCAUAUCUGUAAAAUUUGGUGUGGACACAGACAAAAUUGUUUCCAGCAUCAACAGAUGGCUCCAGUAGAAUCAACAUUUUUAAUUAUUACCCCUUGAGAAUAAGAAAAAAGUGCAAAAUGAGGGUGAUAUUGGGGUCCCAGUAGUUCCUUUACGUGAAUAUAUGGUCGUUUCAGUUUUUCCUGUUAAAAAUACAGUCUUGGUCAACAUUUAAGUGUUUUCUAUAUUCACAUGUCAAAAUGUUGAUGUGGACUCAUUUGUAGGACGACAAACUGUUUGGAACAGUGGCCUAUAUGUGGGUCAGUUUAUGUCAGACACCAGUGUUGCUCCACCAUCUCCACCAAUAGUUGACCUAUUUGUUAUUUGGUACCCAAAACUAAGUUCUGUAAAAAUAUUUUUGCAAAAUUUUCACAAAAAGGAUUUUCAUUUCUGCUGCAAAUAAUAUCAGUUCAAUUAUAAGUUAGAUGUGUCCUUGAUAAUAAUUGGUAUUGGCCCUGAAAAAAUACAUCAUGUGACCCCUGCAACCCAGAGGAUACCACUGAUUUAUUAUAUAUAUAAUAUGAAGGAAAACUGUUGUCAUGAAGUUAGUUUUCUGGGAUGUUUCAGGAACAUUUCCACCACUUAUUUUCAAUGACAUGGUUUGUUGUAUCAGAUCAGAUUCAGGUCUGCAGAAGCUGCAUUUCAUCCUGAAGGAGAAUAAACAAGGAACACAAUGAAGGUUUAAAAAAGGCUGAUUUGAUGAUUUGAAGUGGAAAAACUGAUAGUAUUUGUAAAACUGAUUAAUUUCAAGCAUCAUUUUAUUUUCAUUAAGCUGUGUCAAUUUUCUCUGUGGUAAUUAAUUUACUGCACAACACAUUUAAUGUGGAUUUUCCUUUUUGGACUUUUGAAAAUCUUUGAAUGAGACAAAACCAAAGGUCAGAGCUGAAUUUCAGGAGUUCUGUUCUGCUGUUGUAGGACUCAGACUGGUUGUAAAUGUGCAAACUGCAUUAUAUUUAUUUUCUUAUUUUACAGUUCUUAUACCACUCCACAGACAAAAUCUGAAGACCGAGGGAAAAGUUAAAAGUAUUCACAGGAUAACGCUAUUUCUUUUACACUGACAAUCAAAGUAAAGAUGGUUUUACCUUAGCUAACAUGUUUCAACUGCAACUGCAGUCUUCUUCAGAGCAUCAUCUGACGUGUGCUGACAUGUCCUUUUUAUCAGGUGACCAGUCUGACAGAUCUGUCUGUGACUGGCGACUGGCCGACUGGCGACUGGCCGGCCACCCCCCGGCGACAUGCUAUACUAUGAUGUUUUAAGAGCGACAUGCUAUACUAUGAUGUUUUUAGAGCGACAUGCUAUACUAUGACGUUUUAAGAGCGACAUGCUAUACUAUGAUGUUUUUAGAGCGACAUGCUAUACUAUGAUGUUUUUAGAGCGACAUGCUAUACUAUGACGUUUUUAGAGGGACAUGCUAUACUAUGACGUUUUAAGAGCGACAUGCUAUACUAUGAUGUUUUUAGAGCGACAUGCUAUACUAUGAUGUUUUUAGAGCGACAUGCUAUACUAUGACGUUUUUAGAGGGACAUGCUAUACUAUGAUGUUUUUUGGACCAAAGGCUAUACUAUGACAAUUUUAGAUUAUAUAUAUUAUAUAUUAUAUAAUAAUAAUAGGAAUUGGGAAUUCUAAAUUCAUUUUCUGCUCAUAUAUCCAACAUACUGGACCUUGACAAGACAAACCUGAUGAGGUUGUGUCAUCACCGGGACAAGACGAGCUCUCCGUUGGUUCUUUAGGGGUUUGAUGAGAGUUUGUGAAGACCUGAAUGGUAGAACUGAUGUAGAGAAAUCAGCAGUCAUCCCCUCCCUCAUCUGCUACUUUUAUGAAGAAACAACAACUAAAUAAUUAUGUUCUGCAUCUAAAAAUAAAAAAGGGGGUUUUCUGAUUCAUCACAGUCUCGAUCAGGGGUGUCAAACAUGCGGCCCGCGGGCCAAAACCGGUCCUCCAGCGGGUCCUAUCCGGCCCGAAUUUGUAAAGUUUAAAAAUUCCAGAGAAGACAUUAACUGCAGAUUGUAAAUGUAUAAAACUAUACAUUUAAAAUCAUUUCUAGACCAUGAAAAGUUGUUUGAUCAUAAAAUAAAAUACUACAUUGUU